Messenger RNA from Miscanthus lutarioriparius, 1983 nucleotides. Lineage: Eukaryota; Viridiplantae; Streptophyta; Magnoliopsida; Poales; Poaceae. The record is from the annotation of a GenBank genome assembly.
AUGGGUAGGGGUCCGGCGGACGGGAUCUGGUGUUUCGACGGCGCUGUGCUGCUGGAUUGGGUGGGUUUCGUUUGCCAAGGUUUUGAUUCCCAGAUGGGGACAUCGUCAGGCGCGGACUUCCACCACCAGCAGCAGCAACCGACCCCACAGGGGUUGCCGCCGCCGCGCCCCAACGGCCGAGCGCCGACGCUGCAGAUGUCUCUCUCCCUGGGUGGCGCUGCCUCGUCCGAGCAGGUCAGCUCGCCUCCGGACACGCAGGAGCCGUUGUCCAACUCUGAUGGUGGGCACGACUCCGCCACCGAGAGCGCCAGCUCGCGGGAGACGUGGCCCGGGGAGCCUGGCAAGAGUGGCGGCGGUCCUCCCAUGGCAGCAGCGCCGAUAACUGCGCUGAGGGUAGCUGAUAGUAAGGAGAAGGAGGUGGUUGGUAAUGGCAUCACCGAGCUGCAGGCCAUCUGGAGUAGGAUCCCGAGUGCCGGUCGGGUGACGCUCAGGGAGGUCGCUCGGGAACGGGUGGACCUUCUUGCGGAGAAGAUGAAGGGUAUGAGUGACGAGCUGCUGGACGAGACCAAGACCGAGUUGCGGUCGAUUCUGGAAGGCACUGGCGGCCCGCACCAGAUUCAGGAGUUCAUGUACCUGCAGAAGCUUGUUCAGGGCAGGGUGGAUCUGACCCUGCCCAUCCUUUUGAUGGCUCACCACGCGCAGCUGGAGAUCCUGGUUGCCAUCAAGACUGGGAUACAGGCGUUCUUGCAUCCGAGCGUCGACAUACCCCAGAGCCGUCUCGCCGAGAUUUUCCUGUACAAGAGGUGCCGCAACAUCGCCUGCCAGAGUGUUGUACCUGCUGAGGAGUGCAAGUGUAACAUAUGCAGCAACAGGAACGGGUUUUGUAAUCUCUGCAUGUGCGUGAUCUGCAAUAAGUUUGAUUUUGAGGUCAAUACGUGCCGCUGGGUUGGGUGUGAUAUCUGCUCUCACUGGACUCACACGGACUGUGCAAUUCGUGAUGGACAGAUUGGGACUGGGCAGACGAUUAAGAACGGCAUCGGCCAUGCGGAGAUGCUUUUCCGGUGCCAGGCCUGCCAGAGGACAUCUGAACUGUUCGGAUGGGUUAGGGAUGUCUUUCAGCAAUGUGCACCUGGAUGGGACAGGGAUGCCUUGCUGCGGGAGCUCGACUAUGUUUGCAAGAUAUUCCGUCUAAGUGAGGACUCAAAAGGGACGAAAUUGUUCAGAAAAUGUGCUGAGCUAGUUGAAAGAUUGAGGAGCGGUUCUGCUGAAUCAAUGACUCCUAGAAUUCUGCUACAAGCACUGCAAGAGCUGGAUAUUGAUUCCUCCAAGAGCUUUGAGAACGAAGAGCCAGGGCGCCUGAUCACUCCCCAGGAGGCCUGCAACCGGAUCGCGGAGGUCGUCCAGGAAGCCGUCAGAAAGAUGGAGAUCGUGGCAGAAGAGAAGCUGCGAAUGUACAAACGUGCCCGCCUCGCCGUGGAGGCGUGCGACCGGGAGCUGGAGGAGAAGGCGCGGGAAGCCCAGGAGCUGAAGGUGGAGCGUCUGAGGAAGCUGCAGCAGGCGGAGGAGCUGGAGAGCAUCAUCCGUCUGAAGCAGGCGGAGUCGGAGAUGUUCCAGCUGAAGGCGAGCGAGGCCCAGGAGGAGGCGGAGCGGCUGCGGAGCGUCGCGCUGGCGAAGAAGAAGUCGGAGGAGGCGGGCCAGGACCUCGCGAGCUUGUACCUCAAGCGGCGCCUCGAGGAGGCCGAGGCCGAGAAGCAGUUCAUCUUCGAGAAGAUCAAGCUGCAGGAGAACAACCAGCGCGUGGCGCCGCAUCCGCAUGCCGCGAGCAGCAGCGGCGGCGGUGGCGUCGGUGUUGGCGUUGGGAUGGGGGGCGGGAGCUCUGGCGGCGACCCCUCGCAGGUCAUGAUGCUGUCCAAGAUCCAGGACCUGCUGAAGAACGUCCGCAGCAUGCCGUCGGCCAAACCAGACGGGCCGCGGUCCAUGUAG